This is a messenger RNA of Esox lucius (northern pike), 1823 nucleotides long. It is a transcript of the gene icmt, whose product is annotated as isoprenylcysteine carboxyl methyltransferase. NCBI's taxonomy places the organism in Eukaryota, Metazoa, Chordata, Actinopteri, Esociformes, Esocidae. Gene Ontology annotation, cellular component: membrane; endoplasmic reticulum. The record is from RefSeq and is a predicted model, not a curated record. Gene Ontology annotation, molecular function: protein C-terminal S-isoprenylcysteine carboxyl O-methyltransferase activity. Gene Ontology annotation, biological process: C-terminal protein methylation. Bases 230 to 1111 code for a protein of 293 amino acids. The transcript is spliced from 5 exons.
UAAUGGCAACUUGGUGUGGAAUAAAAGAGAGAAAUGAUCGGAGUUAGUCGAGAAGCUACAGUUUAAUAGCUAGCUGGUAGCGAUGAUCCUCACGAAGAGUACGUCCAAUGGGUUUGAGUCACAAAACAGUACUUUUUAAAAAUAGUAAUUUAAAAUAGUAAUUUUAGAAAUCUCUGCCCGUGAUUGCGUAACACUCGCGAGAGCCCACAGGGAGUAACGUUACUUCAUCAUGGCUGGCAAUAAGUUGGCGUUAGAGGGGAAAAUAAGUAUUAUAAGCUUUCUUUUAGGACUCGGUGUUGUUAUUAUUCCCCUUAUUAGAACAUUCGCUGGACAUCUUGACUGGGUAUUCGACUAUCUCACUGGAGUGAGAGGGAAAAUAGCUAUUGCUGUGUACAUCGCUGUUGUCAAUGGCUUCUUGCUAAUCAUAUACAAGGGACCUCUAUAUAAGGUUGCUGUGCGAGCCUGCUUCCUAGGCUUUACUUUUGGGUGUGGCUUGAUUAUUAGCUUUUCUCAAACCACAUGGACCCACUUUGGUUGGUACAUGUGCUCCCUGUCUUUCUUUCACUACUCUGAGUACUUGGUGACAGCCAUCAUUAACCCCCACAGCCUGUCUCUGGACUCGUUCCUGCUCAACCACAGUGUGGAGUACACAGUGGCAGCCGUCUCCUCAUGGGUGGAAUUCACUGUAGAGAAGCUCACUUUCCCAGAGCUGAAACAGCUGAGCUGGCUCAGCCUGGUCGGCCUGGUGAUGGUGUUGUGUGGGGAUUUUCUGCGGAAGUCUGCCAUGCUGACCGCUGGCUCCAAUUUCAACCACAUAGUCCAAAAUGAGAAGGCCCAGAGCCACGUGCUGGUCACCGACGGAGUCUACGCCUUCUUCAGACACCCCUCCUACGUGGGCUGGUUCUACUGGAGCAUUGGCACACAGGUGAUGCUCUGCAACCCUGUCUGCAUCGCAGGCUACACCAUGGCCAGCUGGCGCUUCUUCCGUGAACGGAUUGAGGAAGAGGAGCUCUCUCUCAUCCAUUUCUUUGGAGAGGACUAUGUGAAAUACAAGAAGAAGGUGGGUACUGGGCUGCCAUUUAUUUCGGGCGUUCGCGUCAACAGCUCCUAGGUGUGACACGGGGCGCCCUGGACAUAUGAACAUGGCAGACGGGCACUGUGAGGGCGGCCCUAGUCAGCGUGCUGUGGAUUAGCGCCUCGGGUCGCCCUGCCUUGGCGGCUUAGAGCUCACAAAGACUGACACCUAUGACCGUUGGUGAAGGGCUCCCGUCUCUUUAUCACUCCUUGGCCUGGAUAGACACUCAUUGGAAAAGAAACAGCAGCACCCAAUCUUGAAUAUCUGUGGCACACAUUCAACCACCUCUCCGUUUGUCGUCUUUGGUUUGGUUAGACUACUAGGGACUUGACAUUCUUUGUCUACAUGUUUUCCUUUUAUCUCUGUGACCUGACAGGCUCUCUGAUCUGUGUGUUCCUUAGGGAGAGGUGGAAUUUCUUCAGCGGAUACUGAAUUGAUUUUAGCUUAGCUUACUGAAUCAAAAGUGCUGUAAUGAGCUUGGGCUGCAUGUGUUUUUUCUGUUUGUCUGGCUCAUUAUUAGGACUCUGCAUUUAAAACAGAAUCGUUUUCCAUAUUUUGAACGAGUUGGUAAAUCUGAACAAAGAACCUCAGAAUCUGAAUGAAGAAUUUCUGAGUGACUAAGUUAGUAAGUAUACAAAGGUAACCGAAAUAGAUGGCAAAUAGAUUGCCCAUAACAUAAUAUAUGCUGAUUGCCCACAUGUAGUAUUAAAGGUAGGACUGUACUGUUAAUAAAAUGUAAAUCACGUGA